This is a messenger RNA of Acipenser ruthenus (sterlet), 5804 nucleotides long. RefSeq names its product adenosine receptor A2b-like. Lineage: Eukaryota; Metazoa; Chordata; Actinopteri; Acipenseriformes; Acipenseridae. The transcript has 3 exons. Gene Ontology annotation, molecular function: G protein-coupled adenosine receptor activity. The record is from RefSeq and is a predicted model, not a curated record. Gene Ontology annotation, cellular component: membrane. Gene Ontology annotation, biological process: G protein-coupled adenosine receptor signaling pathway; vasodilation; adenylate cyclase-activating G protein-coupled receptor signaling pathway. Bases 409 to 1452 code for a protein of 347 amino acids.
UCUGCUUCUUUGUGUGGUAAUCAGAAAAAUACGGUACUAAAAACAGAAGGGGCGGGGUUAUGUCGUUUUAGGGAAUAUUUGACGCCUUGCUUUAAACCAAGUGCAGACGUGAUAAAUAGUGAGACAACUACUGGCACACAGCAGGAUCACCGGCUAGACAAGACUCCGUGGUGUAUGCAGAUUCAGAGCAACAGUUGGAUCUCUAGGAUAAAAAUGACGCUUGGGCAUUGCUGGUCCUUCUAGCACAGCAGAAUGUUCCCUGUGGAUAGAAUGAGAACCUUCGGGGUUUCCGCCUGUGUUUUUUCCACAGGAUACGAAGUCUAGCAACACAACAUCAGAUACAAGAUACAGCAUGGGUUUUAUUUUUCACCCGACGGGAUCCCAUUUUUAAGAAGAUUCAUAUCUGGCAUGCACCACUUUGAAAUGAAUGCGGCUUACAUAACUAUUGAGUUAAUUAUUGCCGUUCUUGCCAUCAUUGGCAAUGUCUUGGUGUGCUGGGCUGUGGCCAUCAACACUACACUUAAAAACGCAACUAACUACUUUUUGGUAUCACUGGCAGUGGCGGAUAUUCUGGUUGGGUUUCUUGCCAUCCCCUUUGCCAUAACAAUUAGCAUUGGAUUCAAUACUGACUUCCACGGCUGUCUGUUUUUAGCCUGUUUUGUGCUGGUUCUGACCCAAAGUUCAAUCUUUAGCCUGUUGGCUGUCGCUGUUGACAGGUACCUGGCCGUCAAAAUCCCACUCAGGUACAAGGAGCUGGUAACCGGGAAGCGGGCCAGGGAAAUCAUCGCCGUCUUGUGGAUUCUUUCCUUCGUGAUUGGCCUGAUCCCGUUCCUGGGCUGGAAUAAGAAAGACGAGGAGUGCUACUCCAACACCAUAAACCAGACCCACAGAAACGAGUCGUCCCACAGCAACGUCAGCUGCCAUGUCCAGUGCCUCUUCGAGAAGGUGGUAGACAUGAGCUACAUGGUCUACUUUAACUUCUUGGGCUGCGUCUUGCUGCCUCUGCUCAUAAUGCUGGGGAUCUACAUCAAGAUCUUCAUGGUGGCCCGCAAGCAGCUGAGGCAGAUCGAGCUCAAGUGCAUCAAUGGGGACCACUCGCGCAGACGGCUCCAAAAAGAAAUCAACGCUGCCAAGUCCUUAUCCAUCAUUGUGGGCCUGUUUGCCCUCUGCUGGCUUCCUGUCCACAUUUUAAACUGCCUCACCCUGUUUUAUAAAGACUUUGUCAAUACGAAGCCGGAAUUGGUGAUGUACACAGCCAUCAUCUUCUCCCACGCCAACUCUGUGGUGAACCCCAUCAUAUACGCCUACAGGAUCCGUGAUUUCCACAACACCUUCCGCAAGAUCAUUUACAAGCACAUUCUCUGCCAAAAGGACAAAGUGUACAAGAGCACCAAUGGCAGUACAUACAACAGAGACGGGAUUGAGAGAAACACGACGGUUCUGUUACUGUAGUAAACCGUGACAACUAAAAACUCGUAACAUCGUUCCGUGUGUUGUCGCUAAAUGUUUACAGGAGAAAAGGCAGACAUCAGGUGUCGUUUUGAAAUAAUGUGACGAGCAUAAUGCCUUUUACUGAUGGGUUUUAGUUUUUUUUUCUGAAGUCUGAAAAACACAGCACAGACCCGUGGAGACGAGGAAGACUUUUCUCUCAUGACAACUGCAUGUAGUCUCCUUUACAUAAUCUACCCCCAGAUUCAGAGAGUCAGUGGUAUGGAAGCUGGUGGUUUGCCCAGUCUAAUUCGUUCAAUGUUCAUUCUGCCAACCCAACACUAUCAAAUUGUCCGUCUGGUUAAUUAAAGGCAUCUGUUUUUACUCUGAGCUUUAAACGUUUCAACACCCAUUAUUUCCAAUGGGACCUAAUGGUUCAAUUCGAAUGGAAACCCUGGCUGCCUUCCCCUAUUCUUCAGUGUCUAAUGCCAGAUAUAUUCAGUGUGGCUGCUGAUCUGUGGCUAGUUAAAGCUGCAGUAUCCCAUAACCAUGUUCAAUUGUAUACCAAAAUAUGAUUCCGUUGUGUUGGUUUACUACAUUCUUCUGGGCACUAUUCUUUAUCAGACAGCACUUCCUCCCUCUUUGGAGCCCAAACUAAACAAUACAGACACAGUCCUGGCAUCACUUGCAGCAGCACUAAGAUAUGGAUAUCAUCUACCAGCUCUUCUGUUGCUCAUGAAAGCAAAAUAAAAAUCUAAACAAAAAGCAAAAAUGGUAUCACGUUUUUUUGUUUUUCCUCCCAAAUGUUUUACAUGAAGUGCCUACAAAACUAGUAAGGUACGGUCCAUUAAAAAAAAAAAAAAAAAGAAAUUAAAAUAAUGUGUUAAAAACAAUUGGGGAUUGAAUAUUUUAAAACUUGUAUUAUUUACUUUAGUACUUUAGAGUCCAGAUGAUGAUAUCCUUUAUCUUCUUAUAAGAAUGUAAGACAGUAAGAUUUCUUGGAAUGAUUCGGGGUAAGAUUUGAUGGAAUCACUGCAGUAGUGCCAUUUAAAUUCCAAAUGCAUCAUUAUCUUUCAUUAUCUUAAAUCGUGCACUUAGAAAACCUUUUGACACUGCCUUAUUACUGUAAGUCCUUCCAGUAAAAAAACCUAACACAUAAAUAAAUACCUAAAAACAUAAACUGUACAGCUUCCAGAAUUGAGCGACUAAACAGUUGCUGUAAACUUAGAUGCUGCAGCUGAAAAUUCCAGUUAUAGCAAAAGUAAAAAGCAUCACAACCUGUUAAAAUGCGUGAAAGAUCAACUGUUUUAUAGGUUAACAUUUAAUUUCAGGUUAUGUACUAAAUUCAAGCCUUUCUCAUAUUGCAAUGGUGGAAUGAUCGCCUGUGUAGCCAAUAAGACAAUAACCACGGCUGCCUUGUGGUCACAAAAUUGAGUUCUGCCAAGAUCUGCAGUCCUUCAGCUUUCAUUACAUCUGACCAGAAUACUUAAUUAUAACCCCAUUAUUCAGCACCCUAAAGCCAGUAAUUCAGCGAGAUAUGCAAGAGUAUACAAGAUGUUUUUUUUAAUGAUUUACCAUUGUACCACUUAACAGUUGUACCACGAAGAUUCAUAUACUUUAUUUCGAAUAAAUGCGAUUUAUAUUUCAAUAUAUUUCUCUUACUCUACGCUAGUGUAGCAGUACAGACACGUCAAUCCAAUCUGCGCAAGACACAUGCUUUUCAGUAGAUGGGAAAGUGCUCUAUUUUCCACACUCCUGUUUGAAACACACCCCUCUGCUGUCCAAUAUGGUCUGGUAGCUUUGUGUAGAAAACAGACCUGAUCUGUGAAUUGAAAUGUCAUUUCUGAUAUAAAUAUAACCAGAACAAAAAGGGAUUUACAAAUGAACCUAUUAACUUCCGUUUGGCAACUGUGUCAACAAUAUAAAUGGAGGUGUUGGGCUUACUUUGUCAUCUUUGAGAAAUACUUCACAACUUUAUAAAACGGUAUCUAUUUAAGAACCAACUGUCAGGAAACCAGAAAGCCAGAGAUACGUCCUGUAUUAAUUGAACUAGUCGAAACCAAUACACGUGUCAUAAAUACAGCACCCACAUUUGUUUAGUGUGUAAAUAUUAUUGUGAAAAGACACCAGUGAGGACGCACAGCUACUGCAGAUUUAAUCACUUUCAACAUUACAAUAAACAUUAAAUAACAUUAUUACUAUUCCCUAUAGCUGUAUGCAAAUACAGACCAGUAAAUUACACUUUGUGAGAUUGGUGAAUAUCGUGCUAGACAGAAAUUUUUCCUGUGCAAAUGACAGUUUGAGUUUUCACCCGCUUCAGUCUUAGAUCUCAGGGAGCUGUUGAAGACAAUACAAUAUUGUCAAUAGCUAUAGGCUUGUGUUUUAGACAGUGCAGUAUUAUGAGCUGCACAGCUGUGUCUGUCACUGCAUUGGAAGCUCAAGGCAAUAGCUGCUAAAUGUGUCAGCCCAGCUGUAUUUUGAGGGGUAUGUUUGGGUCUGGUUGCAGGCUCAGAACUGGCCCUGCCAGGCUUUACUGAUAUUGAACUUCACCAGGAUACAUACAGUAGGCAGUCAUUCAAGGACAGAAAAAAGAAAAAAAACAAAGGCUACUUUUUCUACUUAAGUCUGAAAUUCAGUAGGUUUUCAAAAGGAUCUUUUGAUUCAAUUACAAAAAUAAGUAUAUUCUGAAAACUACAAUAUUGCACCAUAUACAGUUUUGUUAAAAAAAUGUAUUUAUACUAUAUAUGUAUAGCCAUGAUUACACAGCUGUAAAUUAUGGUACAUUGGUCCAAUCUAAGGAAAAAUAAAACAAAAUAUCGUGGCCCGCAAAUGGCAACAUUCGCCUAGGGAUGCACUGUCAGGCUUGUAACUACGAAUCACUUGGAGCUGUUAUUAUCCGUUCUUCUCUGGAAAGCUGCAGCUUCCCUUUCGGAUACAUUGUCUUACCUGUUUGCUUGCUGGGGUGUCUCUAUUCUGAACACUUCUUUACUUUAGUCUCUCUAGUUCAGUUAAGGAAAUGUAUGUCAAUUUUGUGCCUAUUGUUGUUUCCCAAUAAUAAUAGUAAUGUUAUUUGUGUUGCUAAUGAAGUGAUGUCAUUCUCAUUUAUACCCAAGUGUGGUGACCGUUAACAACACAGGGGCAGAGAUCUUACCACACCUAGUUUGGUCAGUUACUGGUUGGUAUUAAAACAGAAGAGAAAGGGUUUGGGGAAUGUGUUUAAGGCACAGCAUACCACUAAUGGAAUAACAACUAUUCCAAAACUGAAGCAGCAUCAAGAAAUAUAUUCAAAUACUAGGAAUUGUUGCAUCGUGUUCAGCAAGAUGUCUACACGUUUGUGUUUCUAAUUGUAUGCAGCUUUUCUGAACACACAGGACCCUAAUUUAAUGAUCUGAUACAGUGGCUGAUCUAAAUACUGCCACCGUUUUAUGGAGACUUGCACGCACUGAGAUUAUUUUAUUAGCAAUCCCACCUACAGUAUCCUCUUCUAUACGAUUAAGAUCAGACUGGACUAUAACCACAAAAAGAAACGGUUUAUUUGUGAAAAAUCCCCUUAUAAGUCAGGUAAAUUCCAUGUUUACUUGAUAGGUGUAUUUUAAAUGUUUAAUAUGGGCAAGUCAGGCAAUUAUAUUUUUAUUGACUUUUAUGGAAAUACAAGCCACGGACCGAGCUGUACUCCUACCUAAACUGGAUCCCUCAUCUUUAAUGACUUUGUUAUGUUUAUAAAAAGUCAAACUCCACCAAACAUUGUGAGCACCACAAUGCAUGUUUUACAUGUACAUACAGUAGGUGUUCUUCAUUCUUCUUGUACAGAACAAGUUCUGCAGUUAUAGUACACUAUGGAGCAUUGACGUUACGAUGAUGUUAAUGAAUAAGUUAAUUUAUUAAAAAUGUUGUCCGAUUCAUUAUAGAAAAUACCUGCAUGUAACAUUUUAAUUUAAUUUAAUUUUUUUUUUUAAUGAAUGCCAUUCAGUAAAUGUACAGGUGAACUGCAAAUGACCCGUCCGGCAGGAAAGUAUUUUAUAUGGCCUAAUAGAAGUACAGUAAAAACAGAAACUGCAAAGAUUUAAUUUCUUUGUGUAGUUUGGCUUCUGAGCGUUAUCUUGAUCAGUUAUCCAAAAAUGCAUUUCCUUUGCAGACAUUUUAACUGAUAUCACUCCAGAGACAGAUCACAGAAGCCAAGAUCAGUGUGGAGGACUGUGACAGGGUAGCUUAGACAGGGUAAUUAGACCCCGAGACAGAAAGCUGCAGUUUUAAGCGCGCACAAGGUCUAAAAUAAAAGGUUUAAACAAAAGAAUAACUAUGCGUAGGCUGGGCAUUAGCCUUCGCUAGCACGUUGAUAAACAAUACAAAAAUCAGAGCACACUCACCCCCCCCCC